This is a messenger RNA of Rhodamnia argentea, 2579 nucleotides long. RefSeq names its product long-chain-alcohol oxidase FAO4A. The record is from RefSeq and is a predicted model, not a curated record. Gene Ontology annotation, molecular function: long-chain-alcohol oxidase activity; flavin adenine dinucleotide binding. NCBI's taxonomy places the organism in Eukaryota, Viridiplantae, Streptophyta, Magnoliopsida, Myrtales, Myrtaceae.
UCACAAAGAGAGAGAGAGAGAGAGAGAGAGAGAGAGAGUGAGUGAAUGGGGCUGAACGAGAAGGGAAACGCGAAACUGCGAGAUGAUCAUCACACAGUGGAAAUCGAGCUCGGCCACGACGAAGAGCUCGUCAGAUCAGCAGGAGGAGGAGGAGGAGGAGGAGAGACGACCAGUCGGUUAUGCGAACUCUCUCUCUCCACGUCAGAUGGACACGCUCACCGCCCUCUGCGACACUUUCUUGCCCUCCAUCGCUCAGCCUUAUCAUCCUUUGGGUGGCGGUGGCGACGGCGACGAGGAGGUAGCCAAGUUCUAUCAAACGUCAGCUUCCAUGGCCGGAACGCCGGACAAGCUAGGGGGUCUCAUCAGUGAGAGGAUGAAACACCCGAAGCUAUGGCUGCUCCGCCUCACCUUGUGGCUCCUCUCGACGUGCGUCGGAACCUUCAUCUUGUGCGGCCGAGAAUGCUUCUCAAGCCCCCGCUUCCCAUACGUGCAGAGAUUCUCCGAGAUCCCACAGCGGCGGAGGGAGGAGGUCGUGCGGCGGUGGUCUCGCAGCGUCUUCCCUCAGCUCCGGAUGUUCGCGCGAGCCAUCAAGUUUCUGACCCUCCUCGUCUUCUUCACUCAGGUCGACGAGACGGAUCGCAACCUUUCCUGGAAAGCGAUUGGCUAUGUCGGACCAGAUCCAGAGUUCGAAAACUCCAAGAAAUUAAAGCGUUUGUCUUGCCAAAUCUCAGCUGAUGAACAGCAAGACCAAGAACAAGCGACAGCCAAGAAUGGUUAUGAAGAUGAAGCCGUCUUCGGACCUCUUCAUCGAGGUCUUGUCCACAUGGUGCACCCACGAGAUAACGUUGCGAAAAGUCUCCAGCAGUUCGGGUUCCCUGUUCUCGUUGUCCCUCCGGAUUAUAACGUACGGAAGCAUUGUUUCCCAUCUUUGAGCAUCCAGUGCGACGCGGUGGUGAUUGGUUCAGGCGCAGGCGGGGGGGUCGUCGCUGGCGUGCUUGCAAAGGCGGGCCACAAGGUGCUUGUCCUGGAAAAGGGAAGCUACUGUGCCAGGAGCAACCUCUCCCUGCUCGAAGGGCCUACCAUGGAUCAAAUGUACCUCUCCGGCGGUCUCCUAGCAACCCAAGAUAUGAGCGCACUGGUACUCGCGGGGUCUACCGUUGGAGGGGGCUCGACAGUCAACUGGUCCGCCUCCAUCAGGACGCCGCAGCAUGUGAUGAAUGAGUGGUCGAGCAAGUAUGAUCUAGAGCUGUUCGACAGCAAGUUGUACCGGGAGGCGUUGGACGUCGUCUGCAAGAGAAUGGGAGUUCAGUCAGGUAUAGACGAAGAAGGGUUCAACAAUGCAGUGCUGCGAAAAGGGUGUAAUGAAUUGGGCUAUCCUGUGAGCACCAUUCCUAGGAACUCGCCUGCGGAUCACCACUGCGGUUGGUGUGGCUUGGGCUGCAAGGACGGGAAGAAAAAGGGUACCGCAGAGACAUGGUUGGUGGAUUUAGUGGAAUCCGGGAAUGGGGCGAUCCUCCCCGGAUGCGAAGCCAUCGAGGUCCUGCACACAAGGCGGAGCGGAAGAGAGAGGGACACAGCGACCGGGGUCGCGUUCGAGUUUGAGCAAAACGGGGUCAAGGUGGUCUGCGUCAUUGAGUCCAAGGUCACCAUCGUGGCGUGCGGGGCUCUUAGCACGCCAGCUUUGCUAAAGAGAAGCGGCCUCGUAAAUCCCACUAUCGGGAAGAACUUGCAUCUCCAUCCGGUGACGAUGGCGUGGGGCUACUUCCCAGACGCAAAGACGGCAGAUCUAUGGCUGGAGAAGGAGAAGAAGAGCUACGAAGGAGGCAUAAUGACGGCAAUGUCCACGGUUGUCGGAAAUUUCGAAAAGUCCGGGUAUGGUGCGGUGAUCCAGACCCCAGCUUUGCACCCGGGCAUGUUUUCGGCCUUAAUGCCCUGGACGUCCGGCCUAGACAUGAAGGAAAGGAUGACCAAGUUCUCAAGGACAGCCCACAUAUUCGCUCUCGCUAGGGAUAAAGGGUCGGGGACGAUUGCAUCGUCGAGCUCUAUAAGUUACAAGAUGGAAGACACGGACGAGCAGAAUCUGCAGAAGGGGCUCGAGAAGGUGCUGAGGAUACUGGCAGCAGCCGGGGCCGAAGAGAUUGGGACGCACCACAUGGGAGGGAAAACACUGAACGUGAAGCGAGUGAGCUACCGCGAGUUUGAGCGGUUCGUGAAGGAAGAGAGUGCGAGGCCGAUAAAGGGCCUGUCGACGCCGCUAUGCUCUGCCCACCAGAUGGGGAGCUGUCGGAUGGGGCCCGACCCGAGAAGCUCGGCGGUGAACCCAAUGGGCGAGACGUGGGAAGUGGAAGGGCUGUAUGUGGCCGACACCAGCGUUUUUCCGACGGCUCUGGGCGUGAAUCCAAUGGUCACCGUCCAGGCGAUCGCGUAUUGCACAGCACAAUCAGCCCUUGAAGCUCUCAGGAGGAAGAAGAGCAGACAGUGAUGGUAGUAUUCAUGUAUUCACAGAUCGCAUUCUUCUCUUUGUUCUCCUUGCUUUUCAGUUUCACCUCUUACUGCAGCAAAGCUUUUGGUCCCCACCA